Messenger RNA from Mesorhabditis belari, 1188 nucleotides. The record is from the annotation of a GenBank genome assembly. Lineage: Eukaryota; Metazoa; Nematoda; Chromadorea; Rhabditida; Rhabditidae.
AUGAACGACGACGGCCAACUACCACUUCAAUUGAGACGAGAAGAGCAGAGACUGACUAAAUGGGGCGUUUUUAAGCAGCUGCUCAAGGCUUGUGGUCUUAUCUGCUACACCGCUUGCCCUCCUUUACCUGAACAGAUCACUCGGAAACUUGCUUUUCACCCGCCUACACGAGGAAAAAGUUAUCAGCUUCGGUUAUUAGAUGAAUCCUCGAAUGAACUCGUCAAGAAAGCCUCAAAGGUUCAUGGAAGGCCAUUCAAGAUUGAACUUAUGAAUCAAGAGGAGACGCUCAACCUGACGCAAAAUGCCCUCUUCGAGACCACAAAUUUCUUCACAGUUGAGACGAGCUAUAAAAAUGUGCUCGUCGGAAUGCAUUCGGCACCUCAAAAAGCACGGCCACCAGGACAACCUUAUAGACAGGCGGUGAUCUUUGCUCAACCAAACUCGUCGGAUUUAGGAUGGUGGGCACAACCACUUUGUGUCAAUGUGCCUCAUUUGGCGGAUCUUCUCGAGUGUCACAUGUUUGCUUUUGAUUAUUCGGGCUUUGGAUGCAGCACUGGAUCUCCAUCCGAAUCAAAUAUCAACAAUGACAUUGUGGCUGUUUACGAUUAUGUUAGAAGGACAAUGCCCGAUGCAGAGAUUAUUUUGAUGGGGUACAGCAUUGGUACAAGUUGCGUGAUCGAUUUGGCCAGCAAACGGCCUGAAGAACUCACGGGAGUAGUUUUGAUUGCUCCAUUUGCUUCUGGAUUUCGUCUCUUCCAAGAUGUUGAAAAUGUCGAGGCGGGAAUGCCACCACCAUGUUGUAUGAGUUUUGAUCGAUUCAGAAGUGUUGACAAGAUUUCUCUGAUCAACGUGCCAACGCUGAUUUGUCAUGGUACACUGGACACUACGGUUCCUUUGGCACAUGGAAAAAGAUUGUACUCAAAACUUACGAAUCCUGUGCCGAUGUUGAUCAUGCAUGGAGCCGAUCACAGUAGUAUAUUUACUGGUGCUCGCUGGGAAACAACCGCUCGAAUUUCACGAUUUCUUCGCUACGAAGCGCAAACACGUGAUGAAUCAAAGCGGGUGUUCGUCUCGGAUUUGGUGCGACGUUUCAACGAAUUGGAUGGAAGUACAUGGAUAACCACUGAUCCGGCAUUUCAAGUGGAUGGGCUAAUGAGCGAAGUCAAUUUGAACACGCAACCGAUUGAA